This is a messenger RNA of Aureobasidium namibiae CBS 147.97, 1257 nucleotides long. RefSeq lists its product as uncharacterized. Bases 1 to 1257 code for a protein of 418 amino acids. The transcript has a single exon. The record is from RefSeq and is a predicted model, not a curated record. Lineage: Eukaryota; Fungi; Ascomycota; Dothideomycetes; Dothideales; Saccotheciaceae.
AUGACACUCGGCCAAACAGUGACCGUGGUCAACAAGUCUGGCAAAGUCGUCAGUACGGGCAAACAAGUCGUCAACGUCUUCAAAGAAGCCAAAUCAGCCUACAGAGAACGCAAAGCCGAGAUCAAAGCUGUUCGGAAUGCAGAGCUCGAGCAGAAGCGUGUCCAGAAAACACUGGAGAAAUUUACACUAGAGGACGACCGUGCUUCACAAACCUCUCGCCGUUCUCACAAGUCGAGUAGAGACAAGAGGUCACAUCGCGAGCGUCCGGUUGUGGACCGUGGUUACUCGGAUAGUUUCUAUGUCAACGAUAUACCUUCGACCACUACAAGCCGCCGACAGUCAGGACUCCGCAAUGAAUUUACUCAGGAUGGAGAAAGACAGCACAACGAACUGGUCCGAAGACACACCACCGACCUGGGCCAAGGAGCUCACAGAUCGAGAACUUCACGUUCAGCAUCAGAGGCAGACAUCGACAUGGACCUUGCCUAUGGCGAAUUACCCCCACCACUGCCAGAACGCCCUCAAGCGAACGAAAUCGAGUUGCGAGACAAGAUGACUAAACUGCAACAACUCCUCGACGAAGCAAAUUGCGUCCAGCACUCCGUCAUCGCCACCAUCGAGAACCUCCAAAAGAACCCAGAUGCCUUAGCCGCUGUAGCCUUGACCCUCGGCGAAAUCAGCACCAUGGCAGCCAAAAUGGCACCUGGCGUACUCACAUCAAUGAAGACAGCCUUCCCAGCCAUCAUAGCCCUACUCGCAUCCCCACAAUUCAUGAUCGCCGCCGGCCUCGGUGUAGGCGUUACAGUCAUCGCUUUCGGCGGCUACAAAAUCAUCAAAAAGAUCCAAAAGCACAAAGAAGACGCUGCAGAGUCCAAAGCCAAUUCUCAACGCCAGAUCGCAGAUAACGACUCUGUUUCCGAGUACGACGAACUUUACGAACUCGACAGCGAUCUCAGUCACAUCGAAGUAUGGCGUCGCGGCAUUGCUGAUGCCGAAGCCCAAAGUUUGGGAACCAGUGUUGAUGGCGAAUUCCUUACUCCGGAUGCUGGUAGACUUCUUGUUGCAGAUGGUGUGCUGAGGGAACAAGAUCUCAAGUCUAUGCGUUCGAGCAAGUCGAAGAAGACGACCAAGUCUAAAAAGAGCAAGAAGGAUGCAAAGAGUGACAAGGAGUCUACGGCUGGCAGUUCAAAGGACAAGGAAAAGAAAAAGAAGAAAGAGCCGAGUGGGUUGAGGAUGCUGUUCAAGACGCGUGCUUGA